AUGACCGUUCUGCAGGCGCGCCACGCCGUGUACGGGGGAGUGCCGCGCCACCCCGUCGGCAUUGACGUCGGAGGGCGCUCGUCCGCCUCCUUCUCCCCCCUCCCGCCCCCCCACUCGCGCGGUCCCCCCGUUCCGCGCAUCCACAGCGCAGACCGCCCCCCGCCGUCUCUCUUCGCGUCUCCGCACGCCACCCCUCCGCGACCCCCGCAGAUCUCCAAGUCGCUCUCGCAAGGCGCCUCCUCCUCCGCGCUUCAAAAUACUCCCGCCUCCUCCUCUCCCCGCGCGACCGCGGCCUCCUCUUCCCCGCGCACCUCCCUUUCCGCCGACCCCUCGUCCCUGUCCUUCCGCCCGCGCGCCCUCUCCGCCUCCUUUGCUGGGCGCGGCGGGGCGGGCGCGCGAGCAACGCUGUUUGGGCACGAGAUGGCGGAGUGGGGGGACGAGGGCGCGGAGGAAGAAGAGCCCGGGGAGUUAGGCACAGGGGCAUGGGCGGGGGAGGGGAAGGGCGGAGGGGCGGAGCCAGGGGAGGGCGGAUUCGGUGGCCAGGCGGACACACCUUACCGCAGGGGCAGGGGGGAGGAGGUCAGUGGCGGAGGGGCGCAGGCAUGGGCGCAGAGUGGCGGGCAGGAGGAGGGCAGUGGGGAGUGGGGGCAGGGCGAGGGGGACGAGGGGGGCGCGCCAGCGGCGACAGCCAGCAGCCCCCCCAACCCCUCCGCCGCGUUUGGGCGCCACGCUCCUGGCUCACCCAUGCGGGGGGCAACAGCCGUGCAGGCAGUACGCAUGGCAUCGGUGGGAGGCGGUGCGGCGCCUGCUGGGGAUGCAGGGGCGGAGGAGGCUGGACGUGGUGGCAGGGCGGAGGGCGGAGCAGCAGAGGGGCGUGAGGAUUCGGAGAGAGGGGAGCCUGGGGAGGGCGUUCAAGCAGGAGAGGCAAACAGAGAGAGCAGUGGGGCGGAGGGUGGAGGCGCAGCGGCGGAGGAGGGGGAGGAGGGGCCAGCAAAGGUGAAGGUGACGCGGCGGCAGUACAUGGAAAUGAAACGCGCUGCAGAGGCCGCUGCUGCUGCUGCUGCUGCUGCUGCCCAGGCCGCUGCACAGACUGGUGGAGGUGGCAGUGGUGGUGCGCCCCCCCCAGCAGCUGUGCCCGCCACCCCGCGGUCGCGCUUCGCUGAGGCCCUGCAGAGCCCGCGCCUGCUGCCAGAGUGGCACGGCGGGCGGGGCAUGGGCGCGGGCAGAGGGGCGGGCAGUGUGCUGGAGAGACGCAAGUCGGGGCUGCGAGGCAAAGCAGCGAGAGAUGCCGCCACUCCUGGUGCUGCUGCUGCUGCUACUGCUGAAAGGGCUUCUAGUGAGGGCGGUGCUGUGGGUAGUGGCAUGCAGGGCGGAAGGGAGGGCAGCCGAGGUGCAGAUGUGGAGGGCAGUGGUGAUGUGAGGCUGGCAGGGAGCGUGGGCGAUGCAGGGACAGGCGAGGUGGGGGGAGUUGAGGAGGGUGAGGGCGAGGUGGUGAAGGAGGCCAGGGAGGGCGGUGGAGAAGCGAGUGCGGAGUUGCCUUGCCUGCCGCCGCCUGACGCCCCUCAAGUCGUGCAGGUGAGCUCACAUGCAUCGCCAUUCACAUGCAUCGCCAUUCACAUGCAUCGCCAUUCACAUGCAUCGCCAUUCACAUGCAUCGCCAUUCACAUGCAUCGCCAUUCACAUGCAUCGCCAUUCACAUGCAUCGCCAUUCACAUGCAUCGCCAUUCACAUGCAUCGCCAUUCACAUGCAUCGCCAUUCACAUGCAUCGCCAUUCACAUGCAUCGCCAUUCACAUGCAUCGCCAUUCACAUGCAUCGCCAUUCACAUGCAUCGCCAUUCACAUGCAUCGCCAUUCACAUGCAUCGCCAUUCACAUGCAUCGCCAUUCACAUGCAUCGCCAUUCACAUGCAUCGCCAUUCACAUGCAUCGCCAUUCACAUGCAUCGCCAUUCACAUGCAUCGCCAUUCACAUGCAUCGCCAUUCACAUGCAUCGCCAUUCACAUGCAUCGCCAUUCACAUGCAUCGCCAUUCACAUGCAUCGCCAUUCACAUGCAUCGCCAUUCACAUGCAUCGCCAUUCACAUGCAUCGCCAUUCACAUGCAUCGCCAUUCACAUGCAUCGCCAUUCACAUGCAUCGCCAUUCACAUGCAUCGCCAUUCACAUGCAUCGCCAUUCACAUGCAUCGCCAUUCACAUGCAUCGCCAUUCACAUGCAUCGCCAUUCACAUGCAUCGCCAUUCACAUGCAUCGCCAUUCACAUGCAUCGCCAUUCACAUGCAUCGCCAUUCACAUGCAUCGCCAUUCACAUGCAUCGCCAUUCACAUGCAUCGCCAUUCACAUGCAUCGCCAUUCACAUGCAUCGCCAUUCACAUGCAUCGCCAUUCACAUGCAUCGCCAUUCACAUGCAUCGCCAUUCACAUGCAUCGCCAUUCACAUGCAUCGCCCGUCACAUGCAUCAGCCUUCAUGUGCAAUCUCCUUCUCUUCCGCCGACCCAUCUUCUACAUGACUUUGAGAUUCGGCUCUUUCAUGACCCCCCAACCCCCCCUCACCACCUUUCAUUCCAUCCACGCCUCCCCACUGCCCCCCCCCCCAUCAGUGUCCGCACUGCUCUCAAGCCCUCGCCGUGCCGCCCAUGCCGCGGCGCCGCAAGCAGGGAGGCACGCAGAAGCUGCGGAGGGAGACGCAGAGGACGGGGAUGGGGCAGUGGAUGGGGCGGCGCGUGUGAGUGGCAGAGAGAGGGAGGGCGAGUGGUGUGGGGCAGCGUGUAGGACGGAAGGGUGGGAGGGGCAGACGGGCGGAGGGGACGGGCAGGAGAUAGAAGGCGAGGGGUGGGUGGGGGGCAGCAUGGGGAGCGAGUGGAGUGGGGGGGCGAGCACAGAGUGGAGUGGGGGAGGGGGCAGUGUUCAAUGGAGCGGUGACAGCGGCAGUGAGUGGGCGGGGGAGCGCGGUGGGGCGAGGGAGGGGGAGAUGUACGAGCGGCGAGUGGUGGUGAACGGUGCGGCCAUCAGCGAUGCAGACGUGCAGCAGGCAGAGCUGCUGGCAGGACCCAUCGACCCCGGAAAUUACUGGUACGACAUGCGAGCUGGCUUCUGGGGAGUCGUGGGUGGGCCCAGCCUCGGCAUUCUGCCUGCGAACAUACCGCAGCUGAGGGAGCCAAUGAGGCGGGACUGUUCAGGGGGGCGCACGCGCGUGCUGGUGAACGGCCGUGAGCUGUGCCAGCGGGACCUGGCGCCACUCACACGGCGGGGCAUGCCAGGGGCAGCGCAGCGGCAGUACACUCUGGAUGCCUCGGGGCAGCUGCGUGACGCCGCCUCCUCCGCCCUCGUCUCCCACCUCGGCCACCUCGCCCCCUCAUUGGAGUCCACGAGAGGCAACGGCAUGUACACUCCCUCGCCCCGCUGA
Messenger RNA from Closterium sp. Yama58-4, 3402 nucleotides. The record is from the annotation of a GenBank genome assembly. Lineage: Eukaryota; Viridiplantae; Streptophyta; Zygnematophyceae; Desmidiales; Closteriaceae.